GCGGCUCAGUUCAGUUUAUAGUUCUUUGUGCUCGGCAAGAUGGGUGACCAAACCAUCUCUACCAAUUUACUGCUCGAUGCGCUGAUCAAGAAUAUGGAGUCGUUCGACUCGGACCACAAGAGUGCGGACAAUUUUACGUUGUCGCAGUUUUUAAAACUUGUGGCCAUCAUAGACUCUUUUAUCGCAGGCGCUACCGUUGAGCCGGAUGAGGAGGACAAGGAAGCACUGGUGAAAAACUUCUACCUUCAGACCGACGUAAUUCUGUGUCGCCAAUGCAAUGAAGCGCUCAACAGUCGCCAAGACGCACAUUCGCAUUGGCAGACGCACGAAACAAAAACAACGUCAUCGUCGGAAAUAGAAACACCGGGGCCGGGAGACCCACCCAUUAAUCCGCCGCUGCCGCUGGAAACGCCGGCUGCAGUGGGGUCAAAAUAUUUGGACCGGAAUUGCAUUCCCAAAAACAUGGAAUAUCUUUCGAAAAAAGUGAAAACAUUUUUAAGCAAGGAUGCAGAUGAAGUGGCGAGAAAACUCCACUUGGAGAGCUAUUACAUCCAGCAAGAUCAGAGAAACGCAAUGGUUGUGAUGGACCUAACGUCCUCCCUGAUACCCAACUUUCCGCUCACGAAAUGCUACCUCUUCGGUUCGCGGUUCUUCGGUACGGCCACGUUUGAGAGCGAUAUUGACAUUUUUGCUAAUCUGCAAAAUAACUACUGCGGAAGAAAGGGGAGUUUUGGGAAACUUGAUCCUCGGAAAAGUGUUCAAUUGUGUGCGGUAAUUCUGGAGAGAAAUCCAUUAUGGCAGAUUCUAUGUGUAACAGCCACAGCACGCAUUCCGGUGUUGCAAGUGGUUCAUAAAUCGUUUAAUCUAAAGUGCGACAUUUCGUUCACGAGUGGACUGGCACACUGCAAUUCUUCACUGUUAAAUUACCUGUUCGAAUUGCAGCCCACUUGUCGGGCGCUGGUGUGCUACAUUAAAAGUUGGAACAGCGAUUCGAGCCUCACAGGGUAUGCCAUCGCGUUGAUGGCUGUGUUCUUCUUUCAAUGUCACAACCUAUUGCCCUCUGUUCAUCAUUUGCAAAAUGAUUCGCGCACAGCAAGAUAUAUUGAUGACUGGAAUGCUGGAUUUACCAUGCACACAUUAACGCAACUGCAAAUACCGCCGUGCACCAUGCCGAUCAGCACAUUAACGAAACAGUUUUUUGCCUUCUACAGUAACCAGGACCCAAACUUCUCGCUGGAGACUGACGUUGUCUGUCCAUUUUUGGGGCGUUAUGGCAUAAAGAAAAGCAUGUUUCAUGGCCCGGACGCAUCAGGAAUACCCACAGAAAUGUUUCGCUUGCGUUCUUACAUGUGCCAACAUAAAAACGACCCUAACCGGCUAAAUUUGUUCGCGUACGACCGACCGUUCGUUAUUCAGGAUCCCUUCGAGCUGUGCCAUAAUGUAGCGAAAGGUCUGAACGAGUGCCAAGCUGCAAAAUAUCUGCGAAAGUUUCACCAGUGCAGUAUUUUCCAGCCUUCGACAAGAGAUGUGUAAAUGUCGUAAAAUGUGUAAAAUGAUAGGACCUGCAACACCGGCGCAGACUUCCAUCGGAGCGUCUUACAAUCUUUACCAAAAACUUUUGUACUUUUGUACUUUUUUGUACUUGUAGUGUACUUUUUUGACACAAUCGUACUGUCCAUGAAUUAGAAACGAUCUAACUUAAAAUAUGAAUAUUUCAUCAAUUAUUAGACGUAUGUGACCUUUCCGCCUCGAUUGUUUCAUGUUCGAAGUGAAAUCGAGUGCAGCCUUUUAAUUAAGAUAAAAAUAGUGAUAACAUGCCAAGAAUCGCACAAUAAAAACUUUGCUUUGGC
Molecule: messenger RNA, 1850 nt
Organism: Anopheles bellator
Lineage: Eukaryota; Metazoa; Arthropoda; Insecta; Diptera; Culicidae
Product: terminal uridylyltransferase Tailor-like
Exons: 4
Coding region: 40-1533 (497 amino acids)
Biological process (GO): mitochondrial mRNA polyadenylation
Molecular function (GO): poly(A) RNA polymerase activity
Source: RefSeq, a predicted model, not a curated record